Lactuca saligna is the source of this 852-nucleotide messenger RNA. The record is from the annotation of a GenBank genome assembly. Lineage: Eukaryota; Viridiplantae; Streptophyta; Magnoliopsida; Asterales; Asteraceae.
AUGGUGAUGUUUUGGUGUCGGACUAAACAAUCACAGCUCAGAAGCCCUAAAACCAAUACAAAGCUACCCAAUAAUACCUUCAUUUUUCUCGAUUCUCAUUCAGAGGUAGCCCUGGCUUCGAGCCAUCGGAUGAUGCGUCUCCCCUGUCAUUUAAGGGACUCACUGCUUCAUGAAAUAGAACUCGGCAUUCUUAAGGUUUUAGAAAAUAAAGAGAUCGAGAAAAUGAUUCUCUCAGAUAUUUUCUGCAGAUGUGCUUUUUUGUCAAAUUUCCUGUAUGGUUCGUAUGUUACAAGGUUGAAAGAAGAAAAUUUUCUUUCUUCUCCAAAGUUGGUCAUGAAUGUGUUGGAAUUGGAAUUGGCUAGCAUAUUUGGCGGAUUGUUGGUGAUUAGUCAUAAUGUAACUUUGGGACUUGAGAAACAAAGGCAGAUGAUCUUCUUCUUCAGAAGAAGAUCGAUACCAACAACUUUUGGGGCGAAGAGAGGAUUUCCCGCUUCACAUGUUGGUUUCUCUGUUAUCAUACCUGGUGUUUGGGUUCCUUCCACCGAUUGUAUCUGGGUUUUCAUUCCGUUUGUAUUUGCGGUUCAAGUUUUGGUGAUUCUCACUAAUGUUUCAGGAAUUUGCCAAACACUGAUGGUAGACUCGUUUGCUUACCUACCUCCUAACUCAAAGCAUCACUUUGAGAGUUAUGAAUCUUCUACACUUGUUGUAUUUGAAAAAAAGUUUCAAACUGAGAAGAAGCAUUCAGAUUGUCUGGAUGUCUUAAGCGAGACACAUAACAGAGCCUCAGAUCAAAAGAUCCAGAUUGGUGCUGAUCCGGGUGAUGGUUACACAAAGCACAUUUUUAGAGGCUAG